AUGGUGGAAAUUGCUCGAGAUCACCCAACAGCGUCUAGGAGACGUAAUGUUAUACUUUCUCAAAAAGUGGCUAAGAGACCUCGACGCACUCGUAAGACUAAGGAUCAAGGUAGUGGAGUUAAUGAACAUGACAUGAAUGACAUAGGUGCUGCUCUAGCAAAAACGAUUGAGGUUGAAAACGAUGGGGGCAAUCAAUUUAAUGUGAGUGACAUAGGUGAUGAUUUGGGGGAUGAACCAAUAGAUAUGGGUGAUGAACCAACAGACAUGGGUGAUGAUCCAGGUGAUGAACCAACAGACAUGGGUGACUAUGAAGACCAACUAGCAGAUACAAUUGAAAAAGUUAAUGAAGAUCUUACUGGACCUUUUCCUGGAGGGCCAUAUGAUCCUUCAAUUUUGAAGAGUUUCAUUGAACGUGGAAUACUUAAAUGCUUAAAUCAUGGUUUUAAAGUUGGAGAAUGGUCAUUCAACUUGGAAGAUAAUGAACAGUCCAAAUUUCAUGGUUUAAUUAAGGAUUCGGGGUUGAUUUCUUUAGUGAGUUGCGCCUACAAAUUUGUAAACAAAGUUGUAGUUUCGGCCUUUGUAGAAAGAUGGCAGCCAGAGACAAACACGUUUCAUCUACCAUUUAGUGAGAUGUCACCAACCUUAGAUGAUGUUAGUGUAAUUCUAGGGAUUCCAGUGAUUGGUAAAUCAGUCUCUUGCAAGAAGUUAUCAAAUGUUGACGCUGCAAAUCUACUAGUUGAGGCUUUCGGAGUAACAAUAGAUGAGGCGAAUGUAGCGUUGAAGGUAGCAUGGUGCCAGUCUAUCAAGGUAGAAUGGUUGAGACAUCGGUUUGGGUCAGUGUCUGAUGCGGACAAUGAUAAUACCAUUGAGUGUGCAGCUAGGGCAUAUUUGUUAUAUUUGUUAGGUUGUACCUUAUUUGCAGACAAGACAGGCACACGUGUUCCGGUAGUGUAUUUGUCUUUUCUUAUGGAUUUGCGGUCGGUUGCUUCUUAUGCUUGGGGUGCAGCUGCAUUGGCUUUUUUAUACCGGCAAUUGGGUACUGCCACAAGGUAUGUCGUAAAACAGAUGGCGGGAUACAUGACAUUGUUGGAAGCUUGGAUUUACGAGCAUUUUGUUGGUGCUAGACCCCAUCCCAAUUUGGACUAUAAAGAAGAUCAGCCUCGUGUCUUUCGUUGGAUUUCUCGCACCCAAUCUGGUUCGUCAACGUCUAUUUUACAAAGGUUACGAGAGGACCUCGACAGAUUAGAGGCCCAUGACGUAACGUCUAUUUUACAAAGGUUGCGAGAGGACCUCGAUAGAUUAGAGGCCUAUGACGUUAUUUGGGAUCCAUACCAUGAUAACCAUAUUAAGCAUCUGUUUUUUGAUGUUGCUUACUAUAGUGGAUGCUUAAAAUGUAUGCACAUUGUUGAACCAUACCAUCCAGAUAGGGUACUGAGACAGUUUGGUAGGGUGCAAAUUAUUCCCUCACCUCCGCUUGCUCCAGUUCGAGCCUCUAGAGGAUCCACUGCAAAACAGUACAUCAUCGCCUAUAAAUACUUGGAUACGAUUUGGGAGAGUUGGGAAAAUCACUUGUUGUCUGAGAUAGGUCGUAGUGUUCUAGUCUUGCAUCCAUGGGAUUGUGUGCCAGGUUACUUGGACUGGUUUACUUCCAUUUCACAUGUGCAAGUUCAAAACCCGACACAUCGUUCUAAGUAUAAUCCACGCACGGAGACAUCAGCUGAUUAUCGUGAACUUCAAUUCGUAUGUCAAUUCGACUCAAAAUUUCCUUGA
Molecule: messenger RNA, 1770 nt
Organism: Camellia sinensis
Lineage: Eukaryota; Viridiplantae; Streptophyta; Magnoliopsida; Ericales; Theaceae
Source: RefSeq, a predicted model, not a curated record